AUGACCCAAGCCUGCUAUACGUGCCGCCGACGGCACAUCCAAUGCGACCGCUCCGCGGUCCCGUGCGCCAAAUGCCAAAAGGCGGGCCUCCAGUGCCUCGACAAAAGGCCAGUGCGGUGGGUGCAAGGCGUCGCCAUUCGCGGAGGAAUGCGGGGACGAUCUUUCGAGAACUCUUUAGUGUCGAGUUCUCCGGUGGGAAAGAUUGAUAUCUGUUCUACCCCGGCAAACAAUCUCCAGUCUCCGACGCCUACGCAACACCACGCCAAGCUUCCCACAUCCCUCGGCGAGCUUUCGCCGCUUCUCCAACGCCAUGACGCCAUCAUUCCUGUUCGUCCGGCUUUACCGAGUGUCCCUGUGGCUAUCGGCGAUGCUGCCCUGGCCGGAUUGAAUUCGACAGCUCGAUAUUAUCUGGACUACUAUAAUGACCGGAUAUGUGAGCUGUUCAUUGUCUACGAUAGCCAGACUAAUCCUUUUCGGAAUUUGAUACCGCUCGCUUUGAGCGACACUGUCCUCCUCGAUGCUCUUCUCGGCCUCGCUGCUCGGCACAGGGCUAAUUUUGACCACCCCUUUUCGACAAGCACCACGCAAGACAUGCCAGCAUUCGCAGAGCCGCAUCAUGAGGCUCUUCGAUUCAAGCAUCGCGCCAUCCAAGGACUAGCCCAGGCGCUGAACGGUCAGAAAGGCUACCGCGACGCCACUGUGGCCACUGUCUUCCUUCUUGUUUUCCUGGACUUGCUAGAAUCGGGUUGCGACCAGUGGAACUAUCACCUUGAAGGGGCAAAGAGCUUACUGGCGCUCAUACCAAUUGAAGAUCCUGGUCGGACCGUCCAGCGGUUACGGCAGUUUAUCACGAAGCAGAUCCAUCUGAUUGAAGCGCUUGGGGCAACGUUUGUGCGUCCGCAUCUCUUGUCACAAUCCAACUCGAUAGAGCAAAAUAUCGGCCUCCUUGAGGAUGUCGUAGAGGAGUCAUUUCUUGGUUGCCCUGAAUAUAUCUUGACAUCACUGCAAUUCCUCUCCAUCCAACGGGACAUCAUGGCCCAUGGAGAUGCCACUGAUCAAGCACCAAUAUCCGAUGUGAUGUCCGUACUGAACGGGGUGAAAGAGUUCGACUGUUACUUUUGGGCAUCGACUCUGCCGCAGCAUUCUGCGAUGCACAACGUCGACGAUCUCGCCAAGCUCGCCAGGACAUACCAGCUCGGCGCCGUACUAUAUGGGCAGCGCGUACUCGAUGCACUGCAAAAUACUCGAACACAACAGGACUCUGUGGUUUCCGCACUGGUCAGCCUAGUCGAUACCUUCAAAGACGGAUCAACCUUGCUCAAGUGCAUUCUCUGGCCCAUUACGGUGGCAGGCCUAGAAUGCCAGGAACACUCCCAGAGAGAUUUACUUAUCCGCAUCCUAGAGACAUUCUGGAUAGGAACCCACUGCUUGAACGUGAUGAACGCCGCCAAAAUCCUCAAAGCCCAUUGGGCGAAGAUCGACGAAAACAAAUCGGUGGCAACGAACUGGAUCUUUGAAAUUGGCCGGUCGAGCCAUGAUUGGCUGCUUAUCUAG
Aspergillus calidoustus is the source of this 1554-nucleotide messenger RNA. The record is from the annotation of a GenBank genome assembly. Lineage: Eukaryota; Fungi; Ascomycota; Eurotiomycetes; Eurotiales; Aspergillaceae.